Molecule: messenger RNA, 1578 nt
Organism: Colletotrichum orchidophilum
Lineage: Eukaryota; Fungi; Ascomycota; Sordariomycetes; Glomerellales; Glomerellaceae
Product: AFG1-like ATPase
Exons: 3
Coding region: 1-1578 (525 amino acids)
Biological process (GO): protein quality control for misfolded or incompletely synthesized proteins
Cellular component (GO): mitochondrion; cytoplasm
Molecular function (GO): ATP binding; ATP hydrolysis activity
Source: RefSeq, a predicted model, not a curated record
AUGCGCAGUGCAGCUGCAUACUCACUUCCCCUCCGCCGACUUGGCGCAUCGCUCAACGGUUCUGCCGCCACAACCCGAGGCCUCACAAAGCAGGCCGCCCUUCGACGCUCUUUAUGCACAACUUGCCUAGCCAGCAGAAACAAUACAAGCGCUAGAAGGUUCCGCCCCUCGCCGAGUAUUCUCACACAACACACCAGAAAUGGAGGGCAGAAGAGGGCAGCAUCGGCGGUAGCGACGGCAACAGAGGGAAACAGGGGUAUCAUCCAGAGCCUCCAACACCUCCACGACGAGUUGGUCAACUACCAUGCGCCCGAAGUGAAGCAACCGACUCUUGAGUCCCUGAAGCCCGCGAAAUCGAUGUUCGGAUCAUGGUUUGGCGGAGGAAAGGCCGCCGAGGCUACGAUAGGAGCGAUCCCGAGCAACCUCCCCCGCGGUCUAUACCUCUUUGGAGACGUUGGUAGUGGCAAGACGAUGCUCAUGGACCUGUUCUACGACACGUUGCCGAGCUCCGUCAGGACCAAGACGCGAAUUCACUUCCACAACUUCAUGCAAGAUGUUCACAAGCGGCUACACAAAAUGAAGAUGCAGCACGGUAACGACGUCGAUGCCGUUCCUUUCGUGGCGGCACAGAUCGCAGCGCAGGGCAACGUACUCUGUUACGACGAGUUCCAGUGUACGGACGUGGCAGACGCCAUGAUUCUGAGAAGACUGCUCGAAGCGCUCAUGUCGCAUGGCGUCGUACUCGUUACGACAUCGAAUCGGCACCCCGACGAACUCUACAAGAACGGCAUCCAGCGAGAGUCCUUCGUUCCGGCAAUCAAGCUGCUGAAAAGCAGGCUCCACGUCAUCAACCUAGACUCCCCGACAGACUAUCGCAAGAUCCCAAGACCUCCUUCCGGUGUAUACCACACGCCGCUUGAUGCGCAUGCGACGUCCCACGCCGAGAAGUGGUUCCGUUUCCUCGGCGACCCCGAAAACCCGGAGCCGCAUCCCGAGGUGCAGAAUGUCUGGGGACGCGAGAUCCACGUGCCGCGCGUGAGCGGCCGCUGCGCCUGGUUCACUUUUGACGAGCUCAUCGGCAAGGCGACGUCGGCGGCAGAUUACCUCGAGCUCGUGCGCAACUAUGAUGCUUUUGUCAUCACCGAUAUCCCAGGAAUGACCUACCGCCAGCGUGAUCUGGCUCGACGCUUCAUCACCUUCAUCGACGCGGUCUAUGAGUCACACGCGAAACUGGUCCUGACGACGGAGAAGCCCCUGACCGAGCUAUUCGUCUCCCGCGCCGAGCUGGAAGAGUCUCUUGAGAAGCAGGGAAAGAAGAACGAGAUUGGACAGAGCGACAACGCGGCGGCGCAUCUGCUGGAAGACCUUGACCACAAUAUCGAUUCGAUCAAGGGCAUGUCGGGGCUGUUCUCGGGCGACGAGGAGGCCUUUGCGUUUGCGCGGGCGCUCUCGCGUCUGAGCCACAUGGGCAGCAAGGAGUGGGUUGAGCGCGGCAUGGGUCUGGAGCAGCAGGGCGGCAAGAAGGAGCGCGACGACUGGGCCAAGGUCCGCAGUCGGCAGAUGGAGGACAGCAUGUGA